CUCACUAUGACAGGGCAGAGUCUGAAGGCUUUAUCUGAGGCAAAUUUUGAAGACAAUGAGAUCAGCAUCAACGUUGGAGGCUUUAAGAAAAAGAUGAGAUCCAACACACUGCUAAGGUUCCCCGAGACCAGACUGGGCAAACUGCUGAGCUGCCACUCGAAGGAGUCGAUCCUGGAGCUCUGCGAUGACUAUGAUGACACCAAGAACGAAUUUUAUUUUGACAGGAACCCUGAGCUCUUCCCUUAUGUGUUACAUUUUUAUAACACUGGCAAGCUCCAUGUGAUGGGUGAACUCUGUGUGUUUUCUUUCAGCCAGGAGAUUGAAUAUUGGGGAAUCAAUGAAUUCUUUAUAGACUCAUGCUGCAGUUACAGCUACCAUGGGAGGAAAAUGGAGCCAGACCAAGAGAAAUGGGAGGAACAAAGUGACCAGGAAAGUACCACAUCUUCUUUUGAUGAGAUUUUGGCAUUCUACAAUGAUGCCUCUAAGUUUGACAAACAACCCUUUGGAAACAUCAGGAGGCAGCUCUGGCUGGCUUUGGAUAAUCCUGGCUACUCAGUCUUAAGCCGAAUCUUCAGUGUCCUUUCAAUAGUGGUGGUGCUGGGCUCCAUCGUGACCAUGUGCCUGAACAGCCUCCCAGACUUUCAGAUUGUUGACAGCAACGGGACCCCCGAGGAGGACCCUCGCUUUGAAAUCGUGGAACACUUUGGUAUUGCAUGGUUCACUUUUGAACUGGUGGCGAGAUUUGCAGUAGCUCCUGACUUUUUAAAAUUUUUCAAGCAUGCCCUGAAUUUGAUUGACCUAAUGUCCAUCCUACCAUUUUAUAUUACCUUAAUUGUCAACUUGGUGGUGGAAAGUAGUCCAACCUUGGCAAAUUUAGGCAGGGUUGCACAAGUCCUGAGACUCAUGAGGAUCUUUCGCAUCUUAAAGCUUGCUAGACACUCAACAGGUCUCAGGUCUCUUGGAGCCACCCUGAAGUAUAGCUACAGAGAGGUAGGGCUUCUUUUACUUUACCUCUCUGUUGGCAUCUCAAUUUUCUCAGUCGUAGCUUACACCAUUGAAAAAGAAGAGAAUGAGGGGUUAGCCACCAUCCCUGCUUGUUGGUGGUGGGCUACAGUUAGCAUGACCACGGUUGGCUAUGGGGAUGUUGUGCCAGGGAGCACUGCUGGCAAGUUGACGGCAUCUGCAUGCAUCCUAGCCGGUAUCCUAGUGGUAGUGCUUCCCAUUACACUGAUCUUCAAUAAAUUCUCCCACUUCUACAGGCGUCAGAAGCAGUUAGAGAGUGCCAUGAGAAGCUGUGAUUUUGGUGAUGGCAUGAAAGAAGUUCCAUCGGUCAAUUUAAGGGACUACUAUGCUUAUAAAGUUAAAUCCCUUAUGGCCAGUCUUACCAAUAUGAGCAGGAGUACCCCCAGUGAGCUGAGCCUGAAUGAUUCACUGCAUUAG
Molecule: messenger RNA, 1440 nt
Organism: Cygnus atratus (black swan)
Lineage: Eukaryota; Metazoa; Chordata; Aves; Anseriformes; Anatidae
Gene: KCNS2
Product: potassium voltage-gated channel modifier subfamily S member 2
Exons: 1
Coding region: 7-1440 (477 amino acids)
Biological process (GO): protein homooligomerization; potassium ion transmembrane transport; regulation of delayed rectifier potassium channel activity
Cellular component (GO): voltage-gated potassium channel complex; membrane
Molecular function (GO): voltage-gated potassium channel activity; protein binding
Source: RefSeq, a predicted model, not a curated record